AUGCACCAUGAUGGUGACGUCACGUACUUUGUCAGUCGUUCCGUCGAGGCUGGCUUAGCCGUAGCUGAUCAUUGCUGUGUUUUUCGGGCGAAGAUGGCUGCAGGUCCUCUCUCUGUAUCUUCCAACGCAUCCACAAACAAUGAUGGCAUUCUUAUCGGUGACAAAGUCUACUCGGAAGUGUACCUUACGAUCGACAACUCGCUCAUACCGGAGGAAAGGCUGUCGCCGACGCCGUCGAUGCUCGACGGCCUCGACCUGAACACGGAGACCGACCUUCGCAUCCUCGGUUGUGAACUGAUCCAGUCGGCGGGCAUUCUUCUCCGGCUACCCCAGGUGGCAAUGGCAACGGGGCAGGUGCUCUUUCAUCGAUUUUUCUACUCCAAGUCCUUCGUUAAGCACAGUUUUGAGAUUGUUGCUAUGGCUUGUAUCAACUUGGCCUCCAAGAUUGAAGAAGCACCACGACGAAUACGAGACGUCAUCAAUGUGUUCCACCAUUUGAGACAGAUCAGAGGCAAAAAGACUCCAAGUUCAUUGAUACUUGAUCAGAACUACAUAAAUACCAAAAAUCAAGUCAUCAAAGCGGAACGGCGGGUCCUGAAGGAGCUGGGCUUCUGUGUGCAUGUCAAGCAUCCUCACAAGAUUAUCGUCAUGUACCUUCAAGUCCUAGAAUGUGAAAAGAACCAGACACUGGUCCAGACAGCCUGGAACUACAUGAAUGACAGCCUGAGGACAAAUGUGUUUGUGAGGUUCCAAGCUGAGACCAUCGCCUGUGCCUGCAUAUACCUCGCUGCCCGAGCUCUGCAGAUACCUCUGCCAUCCAGACCUCAUUGGUACCUGCUGUUUGGUGCCAGUGAAGAUGAGAUUAAAGACAUCUGCAUCACCACCCUGAAACUUUACACCAGAAAGAAGCCUAACUAUGAGCAGCUGGAGAAGGAGGUAGAGCGGAGGAAAGUGUUCUUGGCAGAGGCCAAGCUGAAGGCCAAAGGCCUGAAUCCUGAUGGUACACCUGCAUUGUCCACACUGGGUGGCUUCUCUCCUGCUUCCAAGCCCUGCUCCCCAAAUGUGGUCAAGGUGGAAGAAAAGUCCCCGAAUCCCCAGACCCUCAAACCAGUUAAAAAGGAGCCAGACAACCGGACUCAGGUCAACAAGAGUCCACACAAUGGGUUAAGGAAAGAGGUGAAGAUCGGGAGGAACAGCAGGAGUGGAAGUCGAUCUCGCUCGAGAACACGUUCCCGGUCAAGAUCCCGUUCCCCUCGCAGACAUUACAACAGCAGACGUAGUCGCUCAGGGACCUACAGUUCUCGCUCACGUUCUCGCUCUCACAGUCGUAGCCCUUCGCCUCGGCGACAUCAGCCCUCACCCCUCCUCCCCCACCUCAAGUCCAAGACCAGUCACCACAGCAAUAGCGACUCCAGGCCCAGCGGACGCCAUAGCAACAGCGGAGGUGGAGGAUCCGGUCACAAGAGGAAGCGCUCGCGUUCUCGGUCUCGGUCCCGCACUCCGGUCAAAGCAGACAGGGACCGUGAAAGAGAGAGGGAACGAGAGAGAGACAGAGACCGCAGCUCCUUCGAACUUUCUUCAAAGAAACACAAGCACGAGCGAGGAGGUGGCCACCGAGGAGACAGGAGGGAGAGGGAGAGGUCUCGGUCCUACGAGAGGGACAGAGAUAGGGAGCGUAGCCACAAGAGCAAACACCACAGCAGUAGUGGGCACUCAGGACAUAGCCGUCACCGGCGCUGAGACACACGCACACACCCCCAACAGACUAACUCUGGGGCUGAUAGUCACUGACAUGUUUUCAGUAUAUUCAAAACGAAAUCAAAUCUGGCGAGUUCUCCAAUCACUGUUGAAUAUCGUUCACUAUCAGCAAAUAACAGGAGUCAUGUCAGCAGACACAUCUUACAAGUUCUUCAGAAGUUUCAGUAAAUAGUUGCACUACAACUAACAUGGAAGUAAAUCAGAUAGCUGCUGCCUGCAACCUGUCAGAUGACAUUGCUGACAUGUCCGAGAGCCCACUGCAGCUGUCAGAGCUAGAAUUCUGCAGAGAACACGCCAAAUUUGACUUUGUUUUGGGUAUAUUACCAGCCUAAUACCAACACAGUUGGUUUUCUGGGUUCCUCACAUGUAUCCUGAAACUGACUGUUUAAGCAGUAUAAUUUAUAGGAAUGUCGAUUUUCUUCAACCUUGAAUUUUGUUGGCCUGAGUCAGAUCACAAAAUCUGUAGUAAUUUUUGUCCUAAUGAAAAAACUUAAAUAAAGGUUUGACAUUGGAGGCAAUUCCAGAAACACUUGGUGGAAUCACAGUGGCUGAACCCCGCACAUAACCUCUGCAUGCACAAAUGUCCUGGUGAUAGAACAUUCAUCGCUUUGACUCUCAUUUACACAACAGCACACCUGUAGCUGAUAUUUGGCAGAGGUGUGUGAUGUUGUGUUACUGUAGAUGGAAGGUGCAUCUGAGGGACCCAGGCCACAGCAGUAACUACCAGCAUGAAGUGGACUGUUUGUAGGUUUAUAAGUGUAAGCCUCGACUUUUUUCCACUCGGUCAGAUGUGAUCAGUGGUUGAGGAAAGGCAUUGAAGAAGAGUGACAUCAGUCCAAGACCUGUCGUCGUCUCCUCCACCUAUAGGUUUUUCUUUUUCCCAUGAUACUCCCCUCCCCGCAUACCUCAACCAUCCCAUUAGCCUACCCUACCCAUAUGUAUUUGGUUUUACAUGUAAAGUUAAUGGACUUUGGGAAAAAGAAACUUAUUUACAGUGUAAAGAUGGAUUGGUAUCCACUGACAAAAUGUGAACGCUUUGAUUUAUAAAAGCAAACUGCUCGGUGGAGGGAUUGAGUGAAUAAAUGUAAAAUAAAAACGAUCAUUCAGGAAAGAUCAAUAUGUUUGCACAUAAAGGGACUGGCAGGCAAGUGGUUUUUGUUUCCUUUGCUUUUUUUUCUUUUUGUUUCUUGAGCAGGUUAAUGUUGCUAAAGCUGUGUUUUUGUACAGUUUCAAAAAAAGCAAACUGAUGAUAUAAUUUUUUCCUUUUUUUUUUAUUUACAGCAGGGGAUGCAGACUUGAUUACAAAACAUUUUAGGGUUGUCAAUUUGUUACACUGGUUUUUAGUCUGCACGUGUUCAUGUCCAAUUUUUAUUCGAUAAUAAACAAGUUAUGCCA
Molecule: messenger RNA, 3153 nt
Organism: Toxotes jaculatrix (banded archerfish)
Lineage: Eukaryota; Metazoa; Chordata; Actinopteri; Toxotidae
Gene: ccnl1a
Product: cyclin L1a
Exons: 11
Coding region: 1-1740 (579 amino acids)
Biological process (GO): regulation of transcription by RNA polymerase II
Cellular component (GO): nucleus
Molecular function (GO): cyclin-dependent protein serine/threonine kinase regulator activity
Source: RefSeq, a predicted model, not a curated record